This is a messenger RNA of Cooperia oncophora, 342 nucleotides long. NCBI's taxonomy places the organism in Eukaryota, Metazoa, Nematoda, Chromadorea, Rhabditida, Trichostrongylidae. The record is from the annotation of a GenBank genome assembly.
AUGUCCCUCUAUUCGGGCAAGUUAUCGACCCGGAGUGAUUCAUGUCGCAAGCGUUGUGGUGAUUCCGUUAGUGAUAUGCUCACUGUUGAAUAUUCUCUUGGUUUUGGCGCUGAAGAAGAACACGAUGCCAAUGCAAAUGCUUCAAAGAUUCACAAGCACAGCAAACAUUACUUGAAGCUCGGAAUAAAACUGAAAGAAAGGUUUCAGGUCACAAUAAUGGUGACAGUGAUCAUUACGAGUUUUGUCAUCUGUAAUGCACCGGGAGCGAUUUUAUAUUUGCUAACUUUGAACCAUGUCAUUUCUAGAAAGGUAGGCAGACUGAGCUGUUUGUUCGUACACUGA